AGGAAGAGUCAUCGCUGUCAUGGUCGCAGUUAAAGAGGGUGGUCAGAGUCAGAACUCUCCCUUAAGCAACCUUCCAAAUUUUAUUGAUACAUUUCUGUUUCCCAAGAUCCACCCACCACUCUCUUCCUCAUUUUCGCAAGAAUCUAAACCACAUCUCAUCCUCUUAAUGUCCUAAAACGCCACGAUUCUUGCAAUGUGUUGUUGACUCUGAUCUCAUAUCGUCAUGGGGAAAAAGACCGGCUCUUCGUCUUCUUCCUGGCUCACCGCCGUUAAACGAGCUUUCCGAUCUCCGACCAAGAAAGAACAUAACAACAACAAUGCUCACUGCAAUGAAGCUGAGGAAGACGAUGACAAGAAGAGAGAGAAGAGACGGUGGUUAUUCAGAAAAACAACGAAUCACAACUCUCCGGCGAAGACCACCGACAUUUUAAAAGACGGGUCUGCUCCGAAACACAUGGAAACGGAGACGAUCAACACAAACGCUUCAUCCUCUGUUUCAGAACAGAGAAACGCCGCACAACCACCGCCCGCCACCGUCUCCGUCUCACGGGAAACUCCUCCGGAGACGGCGGAGUUACCAAACCACAGAAGGCUGACUUACUCACCGAGAGAAAACUACGCAGCUAUCAUCGUACAAACUUGUUUCAGAGGUUAUCUGGCAAGACGAGCGUUAAGAGCAUUGAAAGGAUUAGUGAAGCUACAAGCACUAGUGAGAGGUCACAACGUUCGGAAACAAGCUAAGAUGACGUUGAGGUGUAUGCAAGCUCUGGUCCGAGUCCAGUCACGUGUUCUCGACCAACGUAAACGCUUGUCUCAUGAUGGUACUCGCAAGUCUGCCUUCAGUGACACUCACAGUGUUCUCGAAUCUCGUUAUCUUCAAGACUUUUCAGACAGAAGAUCCAUGUCAAGAGAAGGAAGUAGCAUUGCUGAGGAUUGGGAGGAGCGACCACAAACGAUUCAAGAAGUCAAAGCAAUGUUGCAAGAAAGGCGAGACAAUAGUUUAUCAAAAGCCUUCUCUCAGCAGAUUAGGAGAACCAGAGGUAGUCAAUCUAUAGGAGAAGAGGAAGAGGAAGAAGAGCAACCAAAGUGGUUAGACCGGUGGAUGUCAUCUAAACCAUGGGAUAAACGAGCUUCAACGGAUCAAAGACCACCGGUUUACAAAACCGUUGAAAUCGAUACGGCUCAACCGUAUUUAACCCGUGCUUAUUCAAGAACCGGUGCAAGUCCUAGCCGUAGCCAAAGGCCUGACACACCAUCAAGAACCAGCCACCAUCACAACCAACAACAUAGUUUCUCAUCAGCUACACCGUCUCCCGCUAAAUCAAGACCGGUACAAAUCCGGUCCGCUAGUCCACGGAUCCAAAGAGAUGACCGGUCAGCUUACAGUUACACAUCAAACACACCUAGCUUGAGGUCUAACUAUAGUUUCACCGCAAGAAGUGGCUACAGCGUUUGUACCACCACUACAUUGCCGAACUACAUGGCCAUCACGGAAUCAGCAAAGGCGAGAAUCCGAUCACAGAGUGCACCUAGGCAACGACCUCUGACACCUGAGAAAGAUCGUGCCGGGUCAGCUAGGAAACGGCUCUCGUAUCCGGUUCCAAUACAGCCACCUGUGGAGGUUGGAGGAGGGUAUUGUGGUGAUGGUAGCAGUCAGAGUUUAAGGAGUCCAAGUCUUAAGAGUAUCGGUGGUUCACAGUUGGGUGCAUUGGAGCAACAGUCAAACUACUCUUCUUGCUAUACUGAGUCUGUUGGUGGUGGUGGAGAGAUCUCACCUGCUUCUACUAGUGAUUAUAGAAAAUGGUUAAGAUGAUGAUAAGGAAAAUCUAACGGUCGUGAUUUUUUUCCUUACUCGUUUUAAAAUAGUUUUUUCGGAUAUAUAUAAAUAAUAUUUUGACUAAGAUCAGGACGAUGACUUUUCUUUUAGUUUUGUAUUGAUGACCUUUAAUAUUGGUGUGUAAUGUGUGAUUUUGUGUGUUUCUGAGUAUCUUUUCGAUGAUUGGAAAUGUAAUCUUUUGUUUUGUCGGUCUGGAAAAUGUAAUCUUGUUACUAAUUUUGGUAAUAUAAACACAAUUUCAGAGUUUUCUAUAAAA
Raphanus sativus (radish) is the source of this 2093-nucleotide messenger RNA. RefSeq names its product protein IQ-DOMAIN 17. NCBI's taxonomy places the organism in Eukaryota, Viridiplantae, Streptophyta, Magnoliopsida, Brassicales, Brassicaceae. Gene Ontology annotation, molecular function: protein binding. The record is from RefSeq and is a predicted model, not a curated record. The coding region runs from base 224 to 1813 and encodes 529 amino acids. The transcript has 5 exons.